Molecule: messenger RNA, 954 nt
Organism: Zymoseptoria tritici IPO323
Lineage: Eukaryota; Fungi; Ascomycota; Dothideomycetes; Mycosphaerellales; Mycosphaerellaceae
Exons: 1
Coding region: 1-954 (317 amino acids)
Source: RefSeq, a predicted model, not a curated record
AUGGCAAGCAUGCAAGAGAUCGAGGCUGCAGGUGCUGCCGCCCGAGCGAAGUGGCCACAAAUCAAGAGAACGAAGGUCUUGGAACCGCUGUCGAUAUUGAGGGCAUCUCGCACCGCAUGGAGGAACGGAGAGACAUUCGCUCGAGUGUGCGACGUCAAAGCCACCGAGGCGACAAUUGAAUGGAUGAAUGGAACAUGGAGCGAGGAGAGACUUGCGGCGUGGGAGCUGUGGAGAGAAGAAUACCUGCCGAAACUUUGCGAGGCUGCGCAGAAUGGUACUCUCGAGGAGCUUCACCAUGCAGAGGAAGGAAUGCGGUCAUUCAUGCAGCAGGUGGUGCAGUGUCUGGAUGUGAUCUUCUUUGGCGGUCGCCUGGCACCCUACUGCACAUUCAAGUUCGAAGCUUUGGAUGGCGCUCUGGGAGAAAUGAGACCCACCAGUCAUGGAAUCCGCAUCGCCGUGGACCUCGCGCGAUCUCCGAGUUUGCUGAGAAUGAUUGGCACCAUUCUCCACGAGCUCUGCCACACGCAUGAUCAGAUCCUGGGCUGCAGAUGCGGUAGCAGAUGCAGGCAAUGCGUUGACGACGGCGAGUACCUCGGGCGAAUCGCUCACCCCGAAUGCUUCUUCGACUUGUCGCUCCAGGUUGAGAACCUGGCCAGUCUUCUCCACGGAACGAAGAUCGACCUUGGUCGUGCGAAGGCCUUCACCAAUACCCUCUGCGAUCUCGGCACCUAUACCUAUCGCACAACAGUUCGUGAGCAGUUCACUCGAGCGGAGGAUUUGAAGCGGGUGGCUAAGUUUUGCGAGUUCGACGAUAUCCUGGCAGAAUUGGAAGAGAUGAUGGCAUCUCGGUCGGACUCAGAUUCUGAGGAUGAUGAGCUUCCCGACCAGCGGCUGCAGCGGGCAUCAGCGAGCGACGUGGUGCGGGCGAGUCGUCCUUUUCCGCGGCUAGGGUGA